AUGGCAAUGACCCCACAAAACGACCAGGAAGCACAACAACAGCUCUUCACAGACACACUCCUAAAACUCCAGAUCCACGCAGCACUUGCAAAAGAAAACUCCCACCACAACAAGUCCCCCCUCCCACUCCUCGCCCAGUCAUGCUCCCUCCUCGACAACCUCCCUUCCGCAACCACAACCACUUGGACACCCACUCAACGGACUCUGAUCGACGCCCUCAAAAUCGAUGCCUGGAUGGCCUUGGCCGACGGCUGUAUCCAGGCCAAUGAUUUAAUCCAGGCAGAAGCUAGUCUCCAACACCUUGCAACCCUUCAGGACGCUGCAGCAGGACCUUUUUCGUGGCGCGUUCAAAAGGCUAACAAGAACAAUCACAACCGGAGGAAUAAGACGGUGGUGUCCUCUGAUUCAUCAUCCAAUGAUACUACUGCUACUUCGUCUUUGUCUCCAGGACCGACAGAGGAACAUCGUCAAGCUGUGGCAGGGUUGAUUCAAACGUGGUGCAAACUUUGUCAAGUCUACACGGAUAUGGGUAAAUCGGACAUGGCCAACAACUUUCACAAGCGGAUGCAAAAGAUGACUGAUCUCCUUCAAGAUCCAGUACUCAGCUCUACAACUGUAGCCGCAACUACUCCAUAG
Molecule: messenger RNA, 636 nt
Organism: Linnemannia hyalina
Lineage: Eukaryota; Fungi; Mortierellomycota; Mortierellomycetes; Mortierellales; Mortierellaceae
Source: the annotation of a GenBank genome assembly